AAGGGUGUGCUCCGUGUUUCAGAAGGGCGUUCUGUUCGUGCUCACUCGCCGGGCUCUAGCCGGACUUGUGCUGCUGGCCACCGCUCUUCUUUUCGUCUCACUUCUUCAAGAGGACUCUGAUAACAACGCGGUGUGGCGACUGUCCCAUCUGGCAUCGUUCUCACCAUCAGCCACUCACCUACCGGACCUGAGCUCACCGCUGGCCUAUGACGACCUCCCGGCUCGACUAGGCAGCGGGGGUCACUGCAAGCCACGGCGCUCUAUUUUCUUCCUGAAGACGCACAAGUGCGGCAGCUCAACCGUGCAGAACAUUCUGCUGAGACAUGGCGAGCGACACGCGCUGGAUUUUGUGCUACCCGGCCAGGGAAAUUACAUCGGAUCACCGGAGCCGUUCCAGGCGCGGUGGAUCCCGCAGAGCCUCCGUCCUCGCUCCGGCUAUUACCACAUUUUUACCCACCAUACACGACUCAACGUACCCGAGACGCAGCGAGUUAUGGACCCGGACGCCGCCUGGGUGACGAUUCUACGCGACCCGGUCACUCAAUUCGAGUCGGCCUACGACUACAGCGGCUUCCAGCGCUUCUGGAACAAGACACUAGAGGAGUUCAUCGCCCUGCCUCUGAGCCAGAAACGCUCGCUGCCCCGGGCUGGAAGGCGCCUUGGACCCAACCAGAUGGCCUUUGACCUUGGCUACGACCCUGCCAUUGCCGCUGAACCCCGGUUGGUGAAGGCCAUGCUGAAAGACGUCGAGAACGCCUUCGACUUAGUCAUGAUCACCGAACUGAUGGAUGAGUCUCUGGUACUGCUGCGUCGCCUCAUGUGCUGGUCUACCGAUGACGUGGUGUCCCUACCCAAGAACGCAAGAUUUGAGUCGAGGCGCACUCAGCUGAGUGCCGAACAGCGCGCGGCACUCGAGGAGUUCCUCUCGCUGGAUGUCACUCUUUACCAGCACUUCCGACGUCGGCUAGCCGAUCAGAUAGCUGCCAUACCCCUAGAGGCGUUCAUGGCGCAGGCGGAGACACUAGUAUCGCGGCGUCUGUUUUGGCGCCACCGUUGUGUACUCGGCACGGUAAGCGGUAAGGAUUUGAAGGGUGAACAACAUGAGAUUACUGGUAUCGUGCAGGGCUAUCGACUCAGUGAUUCUAGCGAUUGGAUGUGCUCUCGACUGGGCAUGGCGGAGCUCGGCUAUACAGACUUGGUGCGAGACGCUCAGCGUCAGCGACUAGCCGUGUGGGGGCGUGUCAAUGACCUACUUCAGGUCAAUGACGUCACAGAAACGCCGGCCAAUCAGCGAUAGGAGCGCACGGUCCCGAGCGACAGUGUAACAGGUGGUGAUUGCGAAACGUUGAUACAGUCUAUUUGAGUUGUU
Molecule: messenger RNA, 1369 nt
Organism: Amphibalanus amphitrite
Lineage: Eukaryota; Metazoa; Arthropoda; Thecostraca; Balanomorpha; Balanidae
Product: galactose-3-O-sulfotransferase 2-like
Exons: 4
Biological process (GO): glycolipid biosynthetic process
Cellular component (GO): membrane
Molecular function (GO): galactosylceramide sulfotransferase activity
Source: RefSeq, a predicted model, not a curated record